Drosophila kikkawai is the source of this 769-nucleotide messenger RNA. RefSeq lists its product as uncharacterized. The record is from RefSeq and is a predicted model, not a curated record. Lineage: Eukaryota; Metazoa; Arthropoda; Insecta; Diptera; Drosophilidae.
GGCAGUAAUUGAAGUUUGAUAAUUUUCAAAGCGAAAAUGAAGCUCUACACACAAGUUAUCCUGCUGGGCGUGACCCUGUUCAGCGUCUCUGCUGUGCCUCGUUCCGGCCUUGAGAGCGCCCUCUUCCGCAUGGUCUUGGGUGGUGAGCUGGAGCCCCGGGUCCUGACACCUGCCGCCCAGACCUGUGCCAACAACUACCUGAAUGCCACCCAGAAGACCGGCGACACUCUGGCCAAUUCCACCAAUGCCUGUGAGGAGUCAGCCAACCGUACCAAGGUGGCCUAUGUCCAGAGCAGCAACUCCACCGUCAACCAGAUCCGUGCCCAGCUUCUGACCCUCGAGCAGAACCUGCAGCUGUGCCGCAACGAGACCGACUCCGCCAGAUUCCUCAACUGCACCGUGUCCACUUUUGACAAGAACCUGCAGCUGCUGGACACCUCCAACUCGCAGGCCUACACCACUCAGACUCAGUUCAACUCCAAUGAGACUCAGGUCAGCGCCGCCAGGACCAACUGCAUCAGUGCUGCCGUCAGCGAGGCCAAGGUUCAGUCUAUUCAAAUUGCCAAUGACUUUGACAGCUGUCUGGCCAAGGUUCCAGCUCAGAGGGAGUUGGUUGAGCAGCAGCAGCAGCCUCAGCCCUUCCAGCCUGCCCAGAUUCACAAGGAGCAGGUUCCAGAGAAGCACACCCAGGAGUUGGAGGAUAUGUCUCUGGCUAACUAAGCUUUAAAAAUGCAAAAUUAAUAAAAAAAAGGUUUUCAUUCAACAAAAA